Molecule: messenger RNA, 2634 nt
Organism: Exserohilum turcica Et28A
Lineage: Eukaryota; Fungi; Ascomycota; Dothideomycetes; Pleosporales; Pleosporaceae
Exons: 3
Coding region: 43-2574 (843 amino acids)
Cellular component (GO): mitochondrial inner membrane
Molecular function (GO): RNA binding
Source: RefSeq, a predicted model, not a curated record
GACCACCUCGCAUCAUGCUCUGGUGACCAGCGAGCUGCGAACAUGUUACCGCACUCAGGCUGGCAUUAUGCCGGUCGUCGCGCUCUGUACGGGUCAACAAGGAUCGGGUCCCUACCAGCAACAUGGCGGCCAUCACACAUAGGCUUGCAAAGGCCAUGCAUCAAUUCAAUUAGACACGUCACUGGCCUGCAAGCUGGUGAGGACAAAACGGGUCACAUUAGCGCUGGGCCGAAUGAGGGCAUUCUCUUCUUCAACAAUGUCUUUCCUAUUCAGAUGCGCAAGAUACUCGGGCUUCCUCUGCCACGCAUCCUGGACAAACUGAUGAGCCCCACCAGCUCCGGCACAGACCCCAAGGCUGUUCUUGAGAGAGCAAGUACCAAGCGAAAUCUGCACAUUACCGGGGCUGAAGUGCUGCCUCGCAUGAGAGAAGGGGGAGCGUUUGUCAAGUUCGCUCACGAUGGAAAUGCGUCGACAUCUGAGAUUCAAGAAGCCCUGCAGCAGUACCUGAAAGAUCAACCUGUGAAGCCGUGGUGGAGCCCGUGGAAGCAAGUGCAAGCAAAGGCGGUCAAGGGAAGACCAUGGGUGGAAGAUCUGAUGCGUCUGCCUGCUUCCCGUCUACGCGUUGAGUUUGUCUCCGGUGAGCCGGGAGCACCUCCUACCGAAGCAGUCGAGUUGAGCCAAGAACAGCUCUUCCAGUUCUUCCGGCCCUACGGAAAGCUAAGCGACAUUGUCAUGCAGCCUCCAGACUCCAAGGUUCUUCCAAAGUUUGCCUAUCUCGACUAUGCUACUAUUGGCAAAGCCAUCAUGGCGAGAAAUUGUAUGCAUGGGUAUCUGGUUUCGGAGGCCGAGGGCGGCGGCAAGAAAGGCACGGUUCUGAGACUCAAGUAUGAGCAGAAGAUCAAACCUCGCUAUGUCAGAGACUGGAUCUUCAAUCAUCCUCGUAUCGUCAUUCCUAUUCUGGCUGCUCUCAUCGCGGGUUUUGUUGCUGUUGUAUUUGACCCAAUCCGAACAUUCUUCGUCAAGGCUCAUAUCACACGCAACUUUCAUAUUCAAGACAACGUAUGGUAUCAGUGGAUCAAAGGCUACGCUACAGACAUCAUCGGCGGAAACAAGAAGCAUGACGACGACGACGGCAUGGAGGCUAUCUGGGAUGACCGAAAGGCAGAUAUCGAACAGAUUCAGACGUGGCUAAUGGAAACUGCGGACACUUUCAUCAUCGUACAAGGCCCCCGUGGCUCGGGCAAACGCGAGCUAGUGGUGGACCAGGCGCUACAGCACAAGAGACUCAAGCUGGUAAUUGACUGCAAACCGAUUCAAGAAGCUCGGGGCGAGAGUGCGACCAUCAAUGCGGCUGCUGCGUCGGUUGGCUAUAGGCCCGUCUUCAGCUGGAUGAACAGCAUCAGUGGUAUGAUCGAUAUGGCUGCGCAAGGUGCCACAGGCGUUAAGACGGGCUUCUCCGAAACUCUCGACUCUCAGCUCAGCAAAAUCUGGAACACGACAACCUUGGCUCUCAGGCAGAUUGCUCUGGACAACCGACACAAGGACGACAAAGACGCACAUUGGAGAGAUGACGAGUGGCUCGAGGAACACCCGGAACACCGUCCUGUCGUGGUCAUUGAUAACUUCCUGCACAAGAGCCAAGAAGGCAGUAUCGUUUACGACAAGAUCGCCGAAUGGGCUGCGCGCCUCGCGACUACGAAUGUCGCGCAUGUCAUCUUCCUCACAAACGAUGUUGCUUACAGCAAGUCUCUGUCUAAAGCUAUGCCCGACCGAAUGUUCCGCCAGAUCUCACUCUCAGACUGUAGUCGAGAGGUAGCGAAGCGGUUUGUGAUUUCGUACCUUGAUGCGGAUGUCGAAGACGAGCCUGCGCCAAAGGACGGCUCGCCCAAGCAACUGCCGUCGAAGUUUCGCACUGACCUUGGAGAACUCGAUACCUGCAUUGACUUGCUAGGCGGUCGGCUCACUGAUCUCGAGUUCUUGUCACGGCGCAUCAAGACUGGCGAGACACCCACGAAAGCCGUGCACGAAAUCAUUGACCAGUCUGCUUCGGAGAUUCUCAAAAUGUACAUCUUUGGCGCGGAAGACGAAGACGGGAACCGUCUCUGGCACGCUGAGCAAGCCUGGUUCCUUAUCAAGGAGCUCGCGCAGAAGGAGUCUCUGCGAUACAAUGAGAUUAUCAUUGACGACAUGCUCAAGGCAGGCGGCGAAUCGGUUCUCCAGGCCCUGGAACAGGCAGAGCUUAUUUCGAUUGUAUCCGGCGCAAACGGCAGACCGUCGAUGAUCAAGCCCGGCAAGCCCGUGUACCACCCUGCAUUCAAGCGCUUGACCGAGGACAAGGUGCUCAAGAGCCGCCUAGACUUGGCUAUCCUGACGCAUCUGACCAAGGUUGAGAAUGCAACGAUUGAAAAGUGCGAAAACGAGUUGUUGCUGCUGAGCCAGCUGAGGAGCCAGCCAGCUCAGACUACGGGCAGAGUGAACUACUUGUUGGCCAAAUUGAUGGCCAGCCAGGGCAAGGUGGAGAAGUACGAGGUGGAGAUGAAGGGGCUGAAGAAGGUGCUUGGCAGCGAGUACUAGGUGGUGGUGGACAGGUUGCGCAUACAUGUAUAUAGUGAUACGACUCCUUUCUGGCCAUGC